GAGGGAAGUAGUUCCUCGGCUGAGGUAUUACUCCGCUAUCGCUUGCGCUGUCUUAAAUUUUGAGGUUUAUGUUCGUUUGUGACACGCGGAAAGAGAAAUACUGUAACAUUAUCUGAGAGAAACUUCGACUUGUGUGCGAGCAAAUCGACACUAGAGCUAUUUUCGGUUCACAGGGCGGACUAGGUGACGUGGCGCAACAAUAUGGAGGUCGCUCUUCGCGCUUUCCUUUUUGAGAAAGUGCUCAGAGUUUUGGAAAUAGAGGAGGAGGGUGAAGCAAACUGAGCCGGGGUUGAAGGGUCUUGGGGGCAGCAUCACUUUCGAAAGUUUGUCUCGGUAAUUUCCUGGAGUCUCUGAACCAUCAUUUGGUCGGGUUUGUUUACAUAUCGUGGCCCGGACGUGUAUGCGUUUUAUCAGUCAUUUACGAGGCAACCGAAUCCAGCUUUCUUGGCUGGUGUUUAAAAAACUCGCUCCAGUAAAUAUAUAAUGUUACCGAGCCAGGUUGGAUCGGCACCAUCUGGAAACGGCUCGGGUUCAGGCAGGGGUACAACACAACACGGCUCGGGGUUGGUCGGCAGCGGGAUUCGUCCCGUUCUUGUCAGAUCAGGGCAAGCUCUACCGGGGGUCAGCGAGAGUACCGGUGCUGCAGGGCGACAGGGGGACAGAGAUACCAUUGGGAUGCUGGGAGCUAAUGGUCCAGGGGGUCCGAGAGGUGCGAGGCCGGGGAACGGGACCGGUGUAAACCCUCUUCAGACUUCCGUUCAAAGCAGCAUGGUGGGCUUAAGUCCAGGAGUCAUGUUGCCUCACGGAGCCCGCUUCGAUCCGGACCGGGAGAGUGCGCCUCUGUGCAGCGGCUCAGAUAACGACUCGGACUCCGGAGAUGAUGACGAACCCGUGGGUUCACUUGGGGACAGCAGGAGAGGGGUGAAGCGGGAGAGAGGGGAGAUGGAGGCUGCGGUGUCGGGACAGGAGGUAGGAGUAUCGCCCGGAGGUUACAGCAUGGUGCCCGGAGGGGUCGCCGGGGCAAAACCGGGCAAGAAGACACGUGGACGCGUAAAGAUAAAGAUGGAAUUUAUUGACAACAAGCUGAGACGGUACACCACAUUCAGCAAGAGGAAGACGGGCAUAAUGAAGAAGGCCUAUGAACUCUCCACCCUGACGGGAACCCAGGUUCUGCUACUCGUGGCCAGCGAAACGGGUCACGUGUACACUUUUGCUACUCGCAAACUCCAGCCCAUGAUCACCAGUGAAACGGGCAAAGCCUUGAUCCAGACAUGCCUCAACUCGCCAGACUCUCCGCCGCGCUCCGACCCGUCCACAGAUCAGCGCAUGAGCGCCACCGGGUUUGAGGAGACUGACCUCACCUACCAGGUGUCGGAGUCGGAGAGCAUGGGCGACACAAAGGACACCCUGAAGCCGACAUUCACAGUAGCGACCCUGCCAGGCUCGGCCAGCAGCGCCCAGUCCACAGUACCCACCACCUCCACCACCAUGCAGGUGAGCAGCGGAUCUUCGUUUCCCAUCACCAACUACCUGGCCCCCGUCUCGGCCAACAGCAACAUCAGUGCCAACGGGACUGUCCUCAAGACUGCCAGCGCCUCCACGGGGGUCAUGCAGCUGCCCGGCGGCUUCACGUUCAUGCCCGCAGGCACUCCUCUCCCUCCUGGUACCCCCACCAUUCCUCUGAGUCAGUUGCAACAGCACUCCUUGGCCCUCCAGGGGCAGCAUGGUCAGGCCCUGGCCGUCACCCCACAGCCACAGCAGGGACAGCAGGCUGUCUUCCGCUUCCCUGCUGCUGUCUCCCUCACAGGCCCAGGGGUACCCCAGCAGCUCCAAGCUAUCCAGGUCCAUCCUAACGCCCAGCCCACCUCCAACAGUGACAGCAGCCCUGAGAUCUCCCAUACCUCUACAAACUCCACCGCCACGGUAAGUCUCCCAGCAACCAUUGUCACUUCGUCAGUGCCAACGUCUGUGGCAGGUCACAUGAUGUACCCCAGCCCGCACACAGUGAUGUACGCCUCCACGCCCGCGCUGGCAGACGGCGGGCUGGCUGUGCUCAACGCCUUCUCCCAGGGGACCUCGGCAAUGCAGGUGUCCCACGCACAAGCCCAAGACACAGGUGGUGUCCCUCAGGUGUUCCUCACAGCACCUCCAGGCACGGUGCAGAUCCCUGUCUCAGCAGUGCAGCUACACCCAGUACGGCAAGAUCUGCAUUUUACAAAUGGUGAUUGGCCAGCAGUCGAGCGGCAGCAGCAGUAACCUGACGGAGCUCCAGGUGGUGAACAGCACAGAACUCAAAGAGUGACUGACAGACGGCUGGAGCUGUUUAACACGGCAGACCCAGGGACGGACACACACACACACACACACACACACACACACACACACACACACACUGACUGACAUCUCUAUUUAUUGAUGCCUUCCUUUGUGGGUUCACAUCACACUUCUGAAUGUGACUUUAUAAUACAUACAUAUAUACGCAUACACACACACACACACACACACACACACACACACACACACACACACACACACAAUCAAGGGCAUAUGUGUGGCAGACCCUUACACAGUAUGUUUUGGUAUAUAUAUAUAUAAUAUAUAUAUAAAAUGCAUAGGAGAUAUAGCGCUAAAUCCAUCAUCGGAACCUAUUUUCUAUGCCGUUUGAUGGUGUUAUUUUUGCGCGUGUGUGUGUGUGGUUUUUUCCUUUAUUUUGACAUUAUGUAAUUACAUGUGCACACACACACACUGCAAAGUGCCACAGCUUCACACCAGCCAAAGAGACAUUUGUUUGUCUGAAUGUUCCAGUGUGAGCAGUUUGUGCACAAGCAUGUGUCAGUGUGUGCGCACAUAUCUGAGGUUUGUAAAUGGGCGGGGAGAUGCUUAUCGACUUAAAAAAUAAAAUCGAUUUGGAAAUGUACAUAUUUUUUUUUUUUUUUUUUUAAAUUGAUGAUUUGUAUUUUUAUCCUGGUUAAUUUUGUGCAACGGCAUGUAGUUGUUGUUUUUUUUGUUUUUUUUUAAAUGUAGUGGUUUUUGUAUGUACAUGAAAUUGAUUUGGAUAAAGAAAAAGAAUUAUUUACAUGUCAGUGUAAAUUAAUUUAAUGUACCAUCAUAUGCUGGUAUAUACUGUCACGCUGUUGGGAGUUUUCACUACAAGAUGGAGAAAGAACGCUGGAUGUUUUUUGGACUUUUUUUUUUUUUUUUUUUUCUUUUGUGACAUUUGCAGGACUGUCCUUCAGACUCUGGGUAGCUGGGUCACAAAGUACAUCAUCAUUUUCAUUUACUCUUCACAUCCUUUUUUGAGGGAGGGCGGGGCUGGGAAACUUUCCAUUUGGUAUUACAUCAGUUUCACAUGUGAGGUUUCCAAAUGAAGCCGGACCUGGCACUUCUAGUGCAGAAGUUAUUUAAACUAUGACAAUCCAGUGGAAACAAUUUUCCUUUGUCACAAAUCUGUAUUUUUUAUUAUUAUUUUUACAUUUUGUGUUCACGCUUAGAGACAUAAAGGAAUAUUUAAGUGACAUUAGAUGGAGAUUGUUCACUUAUUUUUGUAAUGCCACCAUAUUUGAAAGACUGGCUCGUCAAAGCAGAGUGCCAAUUAGCAUCUGUUAACUGUAAUGAUGCUAAUAAAGCCGCAUCAAGGCACCGGGCACCAAACUCUGGUUUUAACAAGGGCAGGUAAUCGCACUGUACAGACGUUGCAUUGCUCUUCAGCACACAAUCAAAGCACUGUUGCUCAAGUGAUGACUAGAAUUAUUUUUCUAAGAAUGAGGAUCUCUUAAUUUGGCAAAGUGACGUCAGGUGCUUUAUGUUAUACUCCCUUCAGCUAUAAGUGUAAGACCCUGUUUGACUGCAAUCUCAGUAUGUACCUCAACAAUCAUUAAGAAUGAGAGUCAUUAGACUGAGAGCCUUCUUUCUGCACCAUAGUGCCUCUCCUCUUCCAUGGCUGAUUUUUUAAAAAAAAAAGAGAAAAGUCAAUGCACGGCAAAAAGGGAGCUUUACUUAUUUCCACACCACCUCACAUUACUUUGGACCUGUCAUACAAUCCAUUGCUGUGCCCGGAGAGUGCGAUUUUUCACUCAUUUCUGCAGAAUUAGUUGGACGACUGAGCAUGGCAGGCUUGAAGCCAAAGAAAAUUUGACAGAGGCUAAAGUUCCCAUGCCCACUUCUGUUCAGCUAUUCGCUGGCAAGCGAGGUCAUUUUCACGCCCGAUGGUUUCUCUGUUCUAUUCAUGCUGUCAUGUCGUCCUGCAGGGCUGUUUGCAUAGGAAAAAUUACAUGUUGCGGGCAUUCAGUUCUCACAUAGGAAAUCUUAUUUGAAAGGGGAUUACUGAAUAGAAUUUGUGGUUUUAAUCAUGUUGUUGAAAGAAAAUGGUUAUUUUGUGUGUUUUUGUUUUAUUGUACAGAACUUUUGUAAUAAAACAAGAUGAAACACAACGAACUGUUCAAAGAAUGACCACAUCUCCUGCUGAGGAACUUUGUUUUUUUUAAUUGGGACGGAGAAUGUCAAAACCAUAUUGUCCUGAAUGAAACCUUUUGUGUGUGUGUGUGUGUGUAUAAGAGCAGUGAUGAAGACAGCUGAUGAGGAAUAAAUGAACCGAUGCCUCUGAGUGCGCACGAUACUGCAGUGAUUGCUUCUCGUUAUUCUGAAGCAUUGGGAGGCGCGAGCGUGCGCCUUUUCCUGUUUAAAUUA
Molecule: messenger RNA, 4686 nt
Organism: Oreochromis niloticus (Nile tilapia)
Lineage: Eukaryota; Metazoa; Chordata; Actinopteri; Cichliformes; Cichlidae
Gene: srfb
Product: serum response factor b
Exons: 8
Coding region: 484-2256 (590 amino acids)
Biological process (GO): positive regulation of transcription by RNA polymerase II
Molecular function (GO): protein dimerization activity; DNA-binding transcription factor activity, RNA polymerase II-specific; cis-regulatory region sequence-specific DNA binding
Source: RefSeq, a predicted model, not a curated record